Molecule: messenger RNA, 1294 nt
Organism: Aspergillus caelatus
Lineage: Eukaryota; Fungi; Ascomycota; Eurotiomycetes; Eurotiales; Aspergillaceae
Product: ATP synthase complex assembly protein ATP12
Exons: 1
Coding region: 517-1194 (225 amino acids)
Biological process (GO): mitochondrial proton-transporting ATP synthase complex assembly
Cellular component (GO): mitochondrion
Source: RefSeq, a predicted model, not a curated record
UUUUUUUUUAAUAACUCUUUAGUACACAAAGGCUGUGUUAAAAACAAGAUGCCGUGUUUCCCCCAAGCACCCGCAGCUCUUUCACAGCGUAUAGUUUCGAUCGCUACGCGACACAACGUUGCUAUAUCGCGCUCGUUUCACUUUUCACCCUGGAAGGCCGCUAUUGCUCAUCCAGUCACAGCCCAUGGUCCUCCCCCGAAAGCUCCCUCCGUCGCUCUAGAGCAUAAUGAACUCACGAGACAACAAGAUGGCAAUGGGCUACACACUCGAACGGCAAAGCCUACACCUCUCAACAAACGGUUUUGGAAGAGCGUCGACGUUAAGACGAAACCAGGUAUAUUUCUUAGUCUGCUGUAUGUGUAAAUAUAUGGCUGACUGCAUCCUUGUGGUCUUCUAGAAGGAGAUUACCAAGUUCUGCUAGACGCCAGGCCUGUUCGAACCCCCACAAAAGAUGUCCUCUAUAUCCCGCCAACAAAGCCUCACCUUGCGCAUUUGAUCGCUCUGGAAUGGGAUGUCAUGACCUCGGCCCAGCAAGCCUUGAAAAAUCAUAUGAUCCCACUAACUUCUCUCGCUGCGCGAGCCGCAGACAUUUUCCGGGAGGAUGCGAAUGGCGAGACGAUCACGAGAGACCAAAUUGUGAAAACUGCAAUGCGCUAUCUAGAGACAGAUACAUUGCUUUGUUGGGUGCCAGAGAAGAAUGACUAUAGCGCUGAGGAAGUUGACGAGCAUGGUCGGAGACCAGAGAGUCUUCGAGAGGCCCAGAUGAGAGUUGCGAAAAAUGUAAUCUCCUUUUUAAGCACCAUGGUGUGGCCUGGUAUUGAGAUCAGACCUAUUUUGGAUUCUGAGAGUAUCCUGCCGGUGUCGCAAACUCAAGCUACGAACGAUAUUAUUGAACAAUGGAUUUUCGGCCUACAAGCGCACGAUUUAGCUGCUCUCGAAAGAGGUAUUCUUGCCUCAAAGAGUUUACUGGUGGCUGUGAGGCUGGUCUCGGAAUGGAGUGAAAACUUACGCCACGUACAACGACCGAAUCAGAAAAAAUUCGGUAUUGAAGAAGCAGCCGAAGCGUCCAGUCUGGAAGUAAAAUGGCAAACAGAUAUGUGGGGUGAGGUUGAGGAUACACAUGAUGUUGAUAAGGAGGAUUUGAAGCGACAGCUUGGUAGUGUCAUUGUCUUGGUGAGCGGAGUGACGAAGUGACGAAGUUCUUGUCCUUCGAUGCUGUAUAUUGUAUUUAUUUAGACGCCGAGGGCCAUUCUGUACGUUAUAGUUACAUAUACAACCAUAAUUUGCGCAUCGU